AUGUUACCCAGGCGAGGCUGGCUGAUCCUCGCACUACUUCAGCUCCUUUCAGCUGUCCUAUCGAGUCCACAAUGUUUAACCUGCGACUUUUUAACGGAAACGGUCGUGAAGGGACUCAAAAUCACCGAGCGAAACCAUUUCGCUGGCGGAGACACAGCUUGGGAAGAGAAGAAUCUCGGCAAAUAUGCAACGAGUGAGACGCGUUUGAUCGAGGCUUUGGAAGGAGUUUGUAAAAAGUCCACCCUUCCUUCUACCGACAGCUAUAUCAGUGUGAAAGACCUCGAAUUCAAGUGCGCUCAUUUGAUGGAGGAGAGCGAAGAGCUCGUGGAGAAGUGGUACUAUAAGAAUCAGGAGAAGGAAGAGAAUCGAGUGGAUUGCGCUGAAUGCUACGGUGGUUGUAACGGAUGCACCGGACCGUUAGCGACAGAGUGCACCGAAUGCCGGGUCGGUUUUGAGCGAGAUUCGAAGAACGCUUGUGUUGAUGUGGACGAAUGUGCCAAGCCCGAACUCCAUGCUUGCACCAAGGCUAAUGAAGCUUGCAUCAACGACAUCGGCAGCUACAAGUGCGAUUGUGCGGACGGGUACAAGAAAAACGAUGUCACCAAGGAGUGCGAGCUGAAUAUACUAGCGCCACCCCAACAACCGCUGAUCCGCCCUAACCUGCUACUGCGGCUGCCUUCAACGUCGGAGGAGCCCGCAAAUGCAGAGAACAGCGCCACAGCUCUGCCGGACGAAGACCCGCUCCUCAUCGACCCUUAUCCUGCACCCGUCUAUUUCAUGCGCGAUCCGUUCACUCCGCGCCCAAAAGUCAAAGGUCGCAAACCUCUGCUGUCCGAUUUUUUGGUUCUUGGGUCCCCCUGUCAUCUCUGCUCACAGCCCGUCUGCUUUGACAAGGGGUGCUCCGUUCAUUUUGGGCAUUUAUUUUGCGGCUUGUGCAUCGCUCGCGAAAAACGACGUUUUCCGGAGCAAGUGAUUCAGUUCACGGGAAGCACUCCAGCUCUCAGUCCAUCAGAUAGCAGCCCGAAGCCAGGUCCAAGCACAAUUUCGACCUUUUCGGCUCGGCUCGAUCCAGGGAUUCCACGAACGACGAGCCUCCCGGCUCCGGUGGAACUUCCAACUUCUACGCGACUUGGAAUCACAGUGAAGGCCUUGCAUGUGGCGGCUGAAUGGAAAUGGCGUCAGGGUGGGGACGAUACUUGCGGCAUCUGCCAAAUGGCAUUCGAAGCAUGCUGUGUCAAUUGCAAGAUGCCAGGCGAUGACUGCCCAUUGGUAGUCGGGAUGUGUCGGCAUCCUUUCCACUCCCACUGCAUCACCAAGUGGACAAUCUCGCAAACGACUGCGCGCCCACUCUGCCCAAUGUGUCGCCAAGAAUGGCGGGUUUCCCCAGCCAAGACAGUGUCC
Mesorhabditis spiculigera is the source of this 1401-nucleotide messenger RNA. Lineage: Eukaryota; Metazoa; Nematoda; Chromadorea; Rhabditida; Rhabditidae. The record is from the annotation of a GenBank genome assembly.